Molecule: messenger RNA, 1635 nt
Organism: Effrenium voratum
Lineage: Eukaryota; Dinophyceae; Suessiales; Symbiodiniaceae
Source: the annotation of a GenBank genome assembly
AUGGCAUUGGGCGCCGCUGCUGCGGCCUACCUUGGCUCCUCGGCAGUGCAGGCCUUCUUGGCGCCCUCGGCGCCUUCGCCUGCGCUGCGCGGUGCCCCCGGCACCUCCGGCACCUCGGCGUCGGCAUCGUCGUCCGGGUUCAGCGCCACAAGCUUCGGAGCCACCGCGGUGGCCACAGCCGCGCUGGCCUUGGCACGGCGGGGGCGGGGCCUGGUCCCGCGCGCGGCAGAGGCGGAGCCCUUUGCUGGCGGCCUCAUUGGGGGCGAGUCCGCCUUUGCGGGCCAGGACUUCAACUUUGAUCCGCUGGGCCUGGCUACGAAGUGCGAGAAGUUCCUGCCCUGGUUCCGUGAGGCUGAGCUGAAGCAUGGCCGCAUCGCCAUGCUCGCCUGGGUUGGACUCGUGGCACCGGAGUUCGUGCGCAUCCCUGGCCCGGAGCAGUGCUAUGGUGCCAAGACUGUGGUGGAGGCCCACAACGCCUGCGCCGGAGACCCAUAUUUCCCCUUCAUCCUGGAUGCAACAGACUUCUACGGAAAGGACGGCCAUCAGGUGGGCCCCCUCUUCCAGGUCUUCGCCUUCUGUGGGCUCAUUGAGAUGCUGACGACCUUUGCCAAGACUGCCAACGUCUCCAACAAGCCGGGCCUGACUCUGGCAAACGCAGGCGAUUACCGUCUGGGUGCCAACUUCCUGCCACAGGACGAAGCCAAGGUCAAGGAAAUGAAGCUGAAAGAGCUGAAGAACGGCCGCCUGGCCAUGCUGGCGUUCGGCGGUGCCAUCACUCAGGCCACCCUCACUGGAAACGGCUUCCCGUGGCUGUAUGCGGAGAAGGAGACCAGCCGUGGCUUCGGCGCGUCCAUGAAGCGCAGCACGCUGGCAGGGCGCAGCAGGAUUGCCAGGCAGGCGGAGAGCGGCUACAAGAUGAGCGCGGCUGUGCCCUUCCUGCCGAUGUCGCCAGCCCUUGAGGGCAUGCCAGGCGAGGAGGAGGGCUUUGACCCCAUGGGCUUCUCCCUGGCCAUCGACAUCAAGUGGCUUCGCGAGGCGGAGCUCAAGCACGGCCGAGUGGCCAUGCUUGCCACGGUGGGCUGGAUCGCCACCGACAUGGGCAUGCGGGUGCCCGGGGAGGCCUUCCAGAUCUCCACCGUUGAGGCUCAUGACGCCAUGGUGAAGUUCGGCUCCAUGCCCCAGAUGCUGGUCUGGAUGGGCUACGCAGAGCUCUUUGGCUUCCUGGCCAUUGUGAACAUGUUUGAGGGCAAGACGGACCGCAAGCCGGGCGACUUUGGGCUCCGGGGCUUCUACCCCCAAGAUGCAAAGGGCCAGUAUGACAUGCAGGUGAAGGAGCUGAGGAACGGCCGACUGGCAAUGUUGGCGUAUGGAGGCAUCGUCACCACGGCAGUGCUGACGCAGGAGACAAGUGGCCUUUCUUUGACGCGGUGGUCAACGCAGUGCCAGACAACAAGCAGGUCCGGGCUCCUGCCACCUUCUGCGGCGGCGCUGCGCCGCGCAGCGUCUCCCGCACGGCAUGCCAUGCUUCUAGCAGCAAGAGCCUGCCCUUCCUGCCAAAGCCGCAGAACCUGGGGGGCCUGGCGGGCGGUGAUGCGGAGUUCGACCCCCUGGGCUUCUCCGACACCUUUGACGUGA